This is a messenger RNA of Microthlaspi erraticum, 2019 nucleotides long. The record is from the annotation of a GenBank genome assembly. NCBI's taxonomy places the organism in Eukaryota, Viridiplantae, Streptophyta, Magnoliopsida, Brassicales, Brassicaceae.
AUGGCGACCGCUUCAUCUUCUCCACCACCUCCUUCUUCAGACUCUCCAAGCGAGGAAACGCAGACUAAUCAAGAGGCGAUGAAGCAAGAUGUGCUCAAUGAAACUACAGAGGAGGUCACAUACAAGACGAAAUCGAUUCAGUUCCUUGGACGAAACACGCCAAUCAUUCUCCAGAACGAAAAUGGACCUUGCCCUCUUUUAGCCAUUUGCAAUGUUCUUCUGUUGAGAAACAACUUGAAGCUAAAUCCUGACGCUUAUGAGGUUUCGCAAGAGAGAUUGUUGUCCCUUGUGGUCGACAGACUGAUUGAUUCCAAUAGUAAAGUCAAUAACAAAGAAGAAGGGUAUAUUGAGAAUCAGCAACAGAACAUUGCUGAUGCAAUUGAUCUUCUUCCACGCCUGACGACUGGAAUCGAUGUCAAUAUUAAAUACAGGAGGAUUGAUGAUUUUGAGUUCACACCUGAGUGUGCUAUAUUUGAUUUGCUUGACAUUCCCUUGUAUCAUGGAUGGAUAGUUGAUCCUCAGGAUGUUGAAGCAGCUAAUGCAAUUGGAAGCAAGUCAUAUAACGCAUUAAUGGGUGAGCUCGUUGCACUGGAGACGCAGACUGUAGAGGCUCAAGGUCAAGGGGAUCAAAAUCCCGGAGAAGAUUCUGUUGAUUUUGCUGCGGCAACCACUGCAGCUUUAGGGGUUCCUUCACCAUCUCUCACGAAAACAAGAUCUUUUGAUGAUUCUCCACCUGCCGCAGUAGAGCACCGUAAACUGAGAAAGGGAGAUCUUGAAGAAGAAACAGAGUUAUUGCAAGCCUUGCAAUUAUCACAAGGGCAGGGGGAUGAUUCUGCACCAAACACUCACGGAGACUCAACUAAUCUUGAUUCUACAUUCACCUUUUCAGAUCCUAAUCAAACUAGUCCCCGUGCUGACAAUAUCAAUCACAGUCACCUGGAACAGUUUAAAAGUGACAAUGAUAAAGCUGAAGCAUUAGAAAAUGACGAAGUUGGGGAAUUCCCGACAUCGGUUACAGUUAAAAAUGGGGAUCUUGACCAUGAUCAGUUAUCUUCUAAGGAAUCUGGACAAGAGACGGGACAUGAUGUAACUUCUUUUGAGUCUCUUUCAAUGGAGAAGACUAAUCUGGAGUCAACCAAAGUUGAAUGCACUUCUGAGAGUCUACCGAAGUCUGAUGCAAAUUCUGUUAAUCCAGAUUUUAGCUUUAGAUUCCAGAAUGACGAUGCACCCGAUGCUCUCACGUCACCCUUAUCUACUGACGAACCCAUGUAUGAAGGUGAGGAAUGUGUAAACGCAGUGGCUCCAGUUUCUGCAGACAAAGAGCCUGUUUAUGAAGGCGAGUCACUUCUUGGUAAGAAGAGUGUUGCUGAUUGUUCUUCUGAAGGAAAGCCUACAGAUGGACUCACAGCAGAAGAAGGUGAACUAAUCAGGAAUUUCAUGAAGAAUAGUGCCAGUCAAUUGACAUUUUGUGGACUAUUUCGCUUGCAAGAAGGCCUCAAAGAACGUGAACUCUGUGUUUUUUUCCGCAACAAUCAUUUCUGCACCAUGUUCAAGUAUGAAGGUGAACUUUAUCUCUUGGCUACAGAUCAAGGUUACCUGAAUCAGCCUGAUUUGGUUUGGGAAAAGCUAAACGAGGUUAAUGGUGACACAGCGUUCAUGACUAGCACCUUCAAGGACUUCAAGAUUGACAGCAACACGACAGGCGCUAGUGGCACGUGGGAUGAACAAAACGCAGUCACAAAUACUGCUGAUUAUCUUGCCAGCAUCAACAGUGUCCAGGACACAGGCAUAGAUGUCAACUCUGAUCUACAACUGGCGAUAGCUUUGCAACAACAAGAGUUCGAGGACCAGAGCCCACGCAGUAACCCAACUCCACAACCAACGGGUGUUGCUGCGUCUCGACUCAUCACUGGUCCACAGGUACCAAGGAGCAGCAACAGGCCAUCAUCAGCUGCUUCGUCUGCGUCUUCAAGACAAGAAGGCAAAUCCCCUAAAGAUAGCAAAUGUAGAAUCAUGUAA